Cinara cedri is the source of this 6589-nucleotide messenger RNA. The record is from the annotation of a GenBank genome assembly. Lineage: Eukaryota; Metazoa; Arthropoda; Insecta; Hemiptera; Aphididae.
AUGGUUCAACAUACAGAUGAAAUUAUUGCCACCAAUGGCACUGAAAGUACAGUCGUGUUGGACAAUUUGUCUAACUACAUGGUUAUUGGCUGGGAUAUUGACACCACUGGUCGCCGUUUAUUGGAUGAAAUUUGUCAUAUUUCUGGUUAUACACCAAAGUCAAUGUUCAGUCAAUACAUAAUGCCGCACAAUGACAUCGAUCAAGUAGCCAGAAGACGUCAUCUUUUGUGCACUAUAACUAUGGGCCGUUUUCGUGCAUUAAAAGAUAUCAAAUCGAACAAAGUAAUCUAUUGUAUAUUUUAAAUUACUUUCCUACAAAUAUGUUUAAAGGAACAAUUUUUUGGUUAACUGGUAAUAAUAUUUUUUUUAAUCGAGUGAAGCAAAAAUUGUAUUUGUUUUUAAAUGGUGUGCAUUUAUUUAUUUUUUUUAUCUGUAAACAACUAUUUUACCAGAAAUCUUUCUCCAAUGUAACAAGUUAAGUAUCUUUUCCGAAAGGAAAUUUUAUCUGAGUGAUUCUCUUAAAAGGUAAUUUUUUUAUGAUUUUUCAACUGGUUUUCAUAAUAACUAGAAAAAAUCGAAAAUAGAACAAAAUUUAUUAUUUUCAAUUUUGGUUUGUGUUGUGAUACAGUUAAAAGUUUUCAUAGAGACUUGAUAUUUGAACAGAAAACUUCAUUUACCUUCUCUAGACGUAGUAACAUUUUCUAAACAUUCUAGUUAUUUUUGAGCUAUUUAUAGACAUUUUAAUUUUGUUUUUAUAUCAUUUUUAUUCGGUAUGAACUUUGUAGACAAAAUUGUUCAAAUUUAAUACAAGUUUCAUAAUAAGCCAUAUUUUGUGGUUUGCAAAAAAAAAAAAAAAAGAUUUUAAUGAAGAAUUUUAUUAUCAAAUUUUGAUGAAAAUCUUAAAUAUAAAUAUCGCCUUUUAAACAUAUAUAACCAAACUCCUCUCGGAAUCAUUUUUCAUUGGCAAAUAUUAAUCGUUACGUACAUAAAUACAUUCAAUUUCUCUAUAUAUCCUACCUUCUUAACUUCUAACUUCCAACAGUGUUGUGCCUAUUGUGUGAAGUAUGUCCUUUUUUUUUUUAAGUAAUAAUUAUGGUAUUACUUUAAACAUUUUUAUUGGGUACCAUUAUAUUAUCUUGACAAUCAUAAAUUCUGUCAUUACCAUUGACUAAUGAUCAUGUUUGAUUUUAUGCUGAGUAUGUUUUUAAAGAGAGAAUAACACUUUUAAUUUAUUAUCACAACUGAAUAUUUGGAAGCAUUUGUUGCAAAACAUGAAACAUUUAUUUUACAAGUGCUUGUUAUAAUUUGUAACAUCAUGUGGUUUUUUUUAAUAAUAAAAGGAAAAAAAAAGGACUGAUAUACUUAGCACAUGACUGCAGCCACUGUUAUAGGUGGGAAGUUGGUAAUAUAGGAUACCGAUGGGAAUUUAAUGUAUAUCUGUAAGCAAUGAUAAACCACUGCUAACGAUAAAACCAUUCUGAGCGGAGUUUAUUGAUAGUGUUGCUUUGUCAAUAAUAUAUUUUUCAUGUUAUGGUAAAAUAAUUGUAACAAUGUACUUUUCCAUAACAGUAAUGAUUAUUUAAAAAAGAUAAAAACUUAAUAAUAACAAAAUAUAAAUAAAAACUUUUAACAUAAAGAACCAGGUUUUCUUCACUAUCUCAAAUAUUAAUGAGAAGUUCAAAAAAAACCUCUCUAAUAUACCACCCAGUGAACACUUCCAUUCAUAAAAGAUGUUUUACUUGUUAAUUGGAAUAAGCUUUUUGGUAGAUAGUCCUUCACAGUAUUUUGUGAACACGUGUUCACAUAAAAAAAAAAAAAAAAAAAAUGAACAUUAUUGUAAAAUCAAUAAAUUUCUCAUCUCUACUCAGAAUCUAACUAAAAUGUUAAUUUUAUUACAUGUGUUUUAAGUAUUUUAAGUUGCAAAAUAAUAGUCAGAAUUAGUAUUCGAGCUAAUGGUAAAGUACUUUUUAUUGUUACAAUACCUUAUUUUACAUUUUCCUGGAUGUUAACUUAUGACGUUUAAAACAAAAUAAAUGUAAAAUGUAAAAUGUUUUUUUAGUAUACAAUUUAAUAUUUUAAUUUAAUAAAGUUUAACUCAAGUUUUUCUAGAAUUUUUGAUUUAUAUUUACUUUUUUUUUUUUUUUCAGACAUUAAAAUCAAAAAGUGAAAUAUCUGCUCUAGCCGAAUUUAUUGAAUGGUUAGAACAAAUAUUAAAAGAUAAUGGUAAAAAAAUGGCCAUUUUAGUGUGCCAUGAAGUUACCAAGUUCAAUACCAGUCUUCUAAUUAAGUCUCUUCUUGCGUAAGAAUAUACAUUAAAACAAAUUUAUUUUAAGUAUCAACAUACCUAUUCUUUCUAUUUUUUAUUUAUAGCUAUAAUUUAAUGGAUAAAUUUUCCGAAUUAGUCAAAGGUUUUGCCAACUGCCAUACAUUUGCUCAAACUCAUUGUCAAGAUACCAUGGUUAUGUUUUCUCUUAGAGUUCUUUCUAAAGUUCUUUUAGAUAAAGAUAACAUUGAAACUUUCAAGGCAACUGAACGUGCUAAAUUAGCUUAUGAGGUAUGAUUACAAUCAUAUUUGUUUUAUAGUUUAUAAAUUGUUACAAUACAAUUGAAUUAAUUAUUUAAAAUUAUUUUAGAUUGUUCAACAUUUAUGUGUUACUUUGGAAGGUGGCAAUGGCGAUGGAAAAGAAGUAGUAACUGGUAGUGAAGUUUCUGAGGAGACAAAGGUAAAGGCAUUAUCUACUUUCCUUACAGCCCUGGAUUUUGAAGAAACCACUCUACAUAGCACUCAAGAAUUGUUAGCAAGACAAAAGUCACUAAACACAGUUUAUCUAAGAUCCUUAUCAUUCCACUCCUCGACCGCGGAUCGUAAGAAAGCUAUCGGUUAUCGUAAUUCUAUUGCAAAAGCAAAUAUUGAUUACAUGACACUCCAAAACUUAUGGACUGUAAGUUUAAUUGAUAAUUUUUUGUUUUUUCAUCAAAAUUAAUAUUGUUGUUUUUAAAUUGAUUUCCAGGAAAAUAAAGAUGGUUUCAAGGAUAUUGUAAAAGAAAAGUUGUCAGGAUUGUCUGACGAAGAAAAAGAAAACAUUGCCAUUAGUAUAAUAAAGCAUUUUGAAAAUCCUGAACCUAUUCCUUCACCUUUUAAAGGUAGCCAAAAGUACAGUGGUAGAUACAGAAGAUACAGCAGUAGGGAUAAGGAGACUAGAAAGAGUUCGUCUGAUAAAGAAAACGACCCUGGUACCCUAUCACCAACAUCAACCGAUCAUAAAAUAGAAGAAGUAAAGCCCCAAAGUGUAAUUACCAACAGUCAAGAAAAUGGUAAUAACUAAUUCAUAACCAAAGUUUGAUUACCAUUUUAAGUAUUAAGUAUUAAAAAAAAUCCAAAAAAAAAAAAAUCUAAAAAAAAAAAACAGAAACGUUAUGAUUUUUGUUGUUCUCCAUAGACUAAGUUUUAUAUAUAAAUAACUUAAAUUUUAAAUAUUUCAACUAUAUCAAACCAAAAUCUUAAGUUUUACCACUUUUCACGUUCUAAUAAUUAUUUUCCAUUUAGAUAUUAUAUUAUAAUUUUAUUUUUAAAAAAAAUCGGGUCGAUUUUAUUAAUAUUAGUUUUCUUCAUGUUCUAUUUCUAUUUUAAUUUGUAAGAACGUUGAUAAGUUGAGAUCAUUAUAACAAAUAUAUAUAUUACACAAAAACUUAUCUAUAAAACAAUAAACAAUUUGUCUAAUAAAGUAGUUAUUUUAUUUUAUUGAUUAUUAUAACUGUUUAAUAAUAAUGCCAGUUUUAUAAUUUUUGGUUUACAUUGUUUUAACGUAAUAAUAAUUUAGGCUUUUUGCUAUUAAUUUUUAAUUUUAAUCAAAACUUGAUCAUUUCUUUGAAAGUGUUCAUUAACUAUUGUAAAUAAUAAUAAUGAUUGCUUGCUCAAAUAAUUUUACGAUUAAAUUAUAAAUGUUUAGAGGUUAUUUGAUCUUCAAAUGUAUACUAAUUUAAUAAUUUGAACAAUGACAAUAUAAUGCAUGUCUAAUUUCAUUAUAAAUAACUGUUUAACAGUUAUAGUACAGAGUAAAUAAAAUAUAAAAUACUGGGGAAUUAUAAUUCUCCAUAGUAAUUUAUUUUGAAAAACAUUUUUUAAUCAAAUUUUUAUUUUUAAAUAAAUAUAAUAGCAAUACGUAAAUAAUUACUUAAUAUUUUCACAAUUUAAUUAAGAACCUAUGGUAAGUAAUUUUAUUUUUAAAUAAACAUUUUGUUUUAUUCAUGUUGAUUUAUCUGUGUUUAUUAUUAUAUUUUUUUUUUAAUAAUCCUCAGUGAAAUCAUUUAAAAAAUUGUUUAUUCUUUAUACCAUUUAAUACCUUCUUGGUCUCUUGUUAAAAUUGAUAUCUGUGCAUAUUAGUGAUAAUUUUGUUGUAUAUUGUAGAUGGUAAAAGUAUUUUACCUUAUGAUAUGAUUAUUAAGUAUAUUAUUAUACUAUUAUUUAAUUUUUCUUUUGUCUAUAAUGUUUAAUUAAACACGUUGGCAAGUUUAUCAAAAUUAAAUUUAUUUAAGAUUUUAUAAAUUAAACCAUGAUGACUAAUGGAAAUCUGGAAUAGUCAGAAUUUAUAUGAAAGUAGAAUUUUAAUUUCAAACUUCAAUCUAUUUUAAAUAAUUUUUAUAAGAGUGAUAUAUUUAUAUUAAGUAUUAAGAUGAAAUUUUAUUAUUUUUUUAAAUCCAUUUUAGAUUCUGAGCAGAGCAAGGAAUGUAUUAGUUUUGCAAUGAUUUUAUUUUUUUCAAGUGUACCAUCUUUUCUGAAGGGAAAUUUGGAAAUUUUAGUGGGGUGAUACUUAAGAUAUAAUUUUUUUUAAUUUCCCUGGAGUUUUCAUCAAAAAUUUGUAAGUUUUCAAAUUUUAAAUAUUAGUCUUUCAAAACAUGUAUAACUGAACUACUCUCAAUCAUUUUUGAUUAGCAAUAAUUAAUUGCUGCGUACAGAUAAAUAUUAUAUUAUCCUCUAUCUUCCCAACUUCUGACGUACAACAAUAUCCCAUCCAUUGUGUGAAAUGUGUCAGUUUGUUUUUUCACAAUAUCAUUGAUAUUUGUUUAAAUUGUAUCUGUAUGUAUAAGGAAGAGACCGUUCUGAAUAACUACUUAUUAUAAGAAAUAACAGAUGGGGUUGCAUAAGGUUGAUGGUCUGUAAAAUUCUGUCAAACAGUAUGAAGAGUUCUAAACAAGAUUUUCUUAUGUGACUGUGAACACUAGAUAGGAGGUAUCGUGUGUAUGUUUUCCAGAUGGUAUUCCUUUGAUAGGAGAAAAUCUGAAAUAAGUUAACAAUAGGCUUGAAGAAUGGAGAGUACCACUUGAAGGAGAGGGACUAAGGAUAAGUAGAAGUAAAACAGAUUAUGAGUUUGGAGGAACAGGACAAGACAGCUGAUGACAAUAAGCAGAUGUACGGUGUCUUUUAUGACUCAUGAGCAUGUGGAAUGUUGGAUUACGUGUGGUUGGAUAAAUCGGAGAGAAGUGUCAGGUUUUUUAUGUAACAAGAGUAUUCCAACGAGAUGGUUGGAUGCGAUUGAAAAUGAUUAGAAGACAACCAGUGUAUGCAAGAUGGGAGAUCUGGUCAAGUAGAAGUUUUAAACAAGGGUGGCCGACUCCAAAUAAUUGAAAUCAAAAGAGAAAAUACCUGUAUAUAAGAAAAAAAAAUCUAACCUCUGUGAAGUAUGACAAAUCACUUUUUAAUUUAUAUAUUUUCUACUAUCUGCCUUGUUUAUAUUGUUAAUAAAAAUGUAGGGAAUAUACAAUUUAUUGAAGAAAAUCCUGAAUAUAGCAAUUCUCGAAACCUAUAUGGUUACUAUGGUUAUAUAUUACUAUGGUUUAAUUUUAUAUUGUUUUUAGAUUAAAUCUCAAAACAUCCAAGUAUAAGUAAAAUUCCCAUAAUUAUUUUUUUGUUUAUAUUUAUAGUACAAACCUAGUAUAAUAAUAUUAAUUUAUCAUUUUCUAAAAGUUUUUCUUCAUUGGCCAAUUCAACCAAACCUCCAAUUAUUAAAACAAAUCUACCUACCAAGUAUAUAGAUUUGUAUAUUUUAAGUUUCUUAUACAGAAAAUAUAAAAAUCAUUACUGCAUUGUAGUAUUACUCUGAGGUGUAGCAUUAUUACUCUAUGAUAUGCAGCACUGAAUUUCUUUCUGGGAUAAUAAAUAUCUAUAUCCUAUAUCCUAUUCUCCAAUUAGAAAAUGUCAACAAGUCACGUCCAAAUAAGCCUAGAAUGAUGCUGACGUACUAUCAUCAUAGAAACAGCGAUCGGAGAGGCUCGAACUAAGAAAACUAUUAUUAUUGGAGAAAACGUAGAUCUCUGAGUUCUAUUUAUUUCAGGCACUACGUCGCUCGAACAAAUUUAUUUUUCAAAACCAAAAAAAGGAAAAGUUGAAACAAAAAUAUAUUCAUCUGGUUGCAUAGACCACUACAAUUAUGGUAGAGAUAUCACUUUAUUUUUGCACGCUAUUACUGGAUGUGGUACAACGUCUACUUUUUUCACUGAGGCUGGGCGCACACCUAAAGAGCAAAACUGCUCCGAGCAGCCUGGAUCAGCUCGGAGUUAUUUGGACAUCAUUAGAACACGUGUAAAGUAA